CAGCUACUGUCGUGAUUCAUUUCGGCACACGUGUAGCUGUUGUCAUUCUGUUCAAGUAAUGUUAUCAAAUGAUUAUAGUUUAUGAUUGCAAAUGUAUAAAGUAAAACAUCGGAAUAACAUAUAACUGCUUGUGCACACACGGUGGAUACACUGAAUAUAAAGUCUGCUCUUCCCUGUGUUUGAUCGGUUCGGUUCUGGUCUGGUUAAAGAUGUUCGUGGUAGUUGAGAUGGUGGACACAGUCCGGAUCCCUCCGUGGAGUUUCCACCGACACCUGAAUGACGCCAUCGCAGAAGAACUUAACAAGAAACUCGCCAACAAGGUUGUGUAUAAUGUGGGUUUAUGUAUCUGUCUUUAUGACAUCACUAAACUGGACGAUUCUUACAUCUUUCCGGGAGACGGAGCAUCUCACACUAAAGUUCAUUUCAGAUAUGUGGUGUUUCAUCCGUUUCUGGAUGAGAUUCUUGUGGGAAAGAUUAAGGGCUGUAGUGCAGAAGGAGUUCACGUCACACUUGGAUUUUUUGAUGACAUCAUAAUCCCACCGGAGUCGCUACAGCAACCGGCUAAAUUCGACGAGGCGGAGCAGGUGUGGAUGUGGGAGUAUGAGACGGAUGAAGGUGCACAUGACCUGUACAUGGACCAGGGAGAAGAGAUUCGUUUCCGGGUCAUGGACGAGGUUUUUAUCGACACCUCACCCACCGGUCCCAGUACAGAGAAAGACUCCUCCAGUGCGGCGGGCACAGCCGGCACAGCGCCACCUGCUGGCACAGAUGACAGCGCACAACAGAAAGAAUCUCCAUACACUCUUAUAGGUUCUGUGAGUGAACCGGGUCUGGGUCUUCUGUCCUGGUGGAAUAGUUAACAUCUCUGUAUCCAUAGCAACAGAAGUUUAUCACUGCAGAUGUGUCACACUUUAAUGAACUGAGCUGAUUGACAGCUGCACGGACCAAUCAGUGAGCAGAAUGUGCUGAAAAACACAAAACACAUAACGUAACUUAUUAAUAAUCAUUUAAAUAGAAUUAAUAAGUUGUGACGUUGGUCUUGUUUAGGGGAUUGUAAAGAUUUAAAUAAAGGGUUUGCUGUGUUUGUUGUACAGAGAAAUGAAUUUCCACAGGAUUAGAUAUGGAAAAUCUCAUUUGUUUGGGUUUCUAGCUUGCUUUGAUAUUAAAAUAUAUUUAAAGUUA
This is a messenger RNA of Misgurnus anguillicaudatus (oriental weatherfish), 1182 nucleotides long. RefSeq names its product polymerase (RNA) III (DNA directed) polypeptide H (gene polr3h). Gene Ontology annotation, biological process: transcription initiation at RNA polymerase III promoter; DNA-templated transcription. Lineage: Eukaryota; Metazoa; Chordata; Actinopteri; Cypriniformes; Cobitidae. The record is from RefSeq and is a predicted model, not a curated record. Gene Ontology annotation, molecular function: DNA-directed RNA polymerase activity; DNA binding. Gene Ontology annotation, cellular component: RNA polymerase III complex.